UUGCGCAGUUAAUCACUUCCGCUUUCAUUUUCGCUCUGCUGUCAACAUGUGAACUAUCAGAACAAUGAAGAUUUCUAGGACUGUACAGUUAGGCGUGGUAGUCGCCAUUCUAGCCGCUAUAGUGUCCUGUGAGGACAAAGAAGAGAAGAAGAGGAAGCUCCAGAUCGGCGUGAAGAAGAGGGUGGAUCCAGAAAAAUGUACCAUAAAAUCAAGGAAGGGGGAUGUUCUGAAAAUGCACUACACAGGAACACUGGAAGAUGGCACAAAAUUUGACAGCAGCUUAGACAGAAAUGAACCAUUCAAGUUCACCCUUGGGUCAGGACAGGUGAUCAAAGGCUGGGACCAGGGACUUCUGGGGAUGUGUGAAGGAGAGAAGAGGAAGCUGGUGAUCCCGUCUGACAUGGGGUACGGAGACCGGGGAGCUCCGCCCAAGAUCCCACCCAAAGCUGUACUUAUAUUUGAGGUGGAACUUCUAGGAAUCGAGAGAAAUGAUGAACUCUAAUAAAAAAUGUGCAUGCAGUGCUAAUUUAUCAACCAGUGGCUUUAUCAUGUAGCUUUCUAAAUAUGUGAUUAUUCAUUUUUGUCUCUUUGAGAGUGGAAGUCUUUUGUUUUGUAGAUGAACAGAGAGAAUGUGUCAUUAGAUAUUUUAAAUUUUCAUUUAUCUCAAUUGUCAAAGUGAUGACACAUUAUAAUUCUUCAUUUUAUACCAUUGGAAUUCAAUUUGUAUUUAAAUGUUUACCAAAAUUAAAGACUUAACAAUUUA
This is a messenger RNA of Saccostrea cuccullata (small rock oyster), 763 nucleotides long. RefSeq names its product peptidyl-prolyl cis-trans isomerase FKBP2-like. The transcript is spliced from 5 exons. Gene Ontology annotation, molecular function: peptidyl-prolyl cis-trans isomerase activity. Gene Ontology annotation, cellular component: endoplasmic reticulum. Gene Ontology annotation, biological process: protein peptidyl-prolyl isomerization. The coding region runs from base 65 to 502 and encodes 145 amino acids. The record is from RefSeq and is a predicted model, not a curated record. Lineage: Eukaryota; Metazoa; Mollusca; Bivalvia; Ostreida; Ostreidae.